UAUUUCCGAGGCGCUCCGAUGUUACUUUCGAAAUCUGAACGACACUGAAAAGAAAACCUGUGUGCUGUGUUUUACAAAGAAAAUCGAAUUAUUUUACAUUUUAUAGGUCCAUGACGUGUACAAACAACAGAUACAGUUAUGAGUAGAAAGCAAACACCGAGUGAGUUUCUGAAGCAAAUUAUUGGACGUCCAGUAGUGGUCAAGUUAAACUCGGGCGUGGACUACAGAGGUGUCCUAGCCUGCUUAGAUGGCUACAUGAACAUUGCCCUUGAACAGACAGAGGAAUAUGUCAAUGGACAAUUAAAGAACAAAUACGGGGAUGCAUUCAUCAGAGGCAAUAAUGUUCUCUACAUCAGUACACAGAAGAGGAGGAUCUGAAGCGCGUGUGUCGAGUAGCAGUACGAAUCCGCAGACAGAAGCCAGCGUUUGUGUGAUUGUAAAACUCGGAGUGUUCCUGAAUGAAUGUGUCAUUUCUUCAUCAAGCACAGUGAAUUCAUUUUGUAAAGCUAGAAUGUUUCAUUGUCAUUCAUAGAUCUAUGGUAGAUAAUAUUAUUUCUAAUAAAAAUUAAAUUCCUUAA
Molecule: messenger RNA, 578 nt
Organism: Ostrea edulis (European flat oyster)
Lineage: Eukaryota; Metazoa; Mollusca; Bivalvia; Ostreida; Ostreidae
Product: U6 snRNA-associated Sm-like protein LSm6
Exons: 4
Coding region: 139-378 (79 amino acids)
Biological process (GO): maturation of SSU-rRNA; mRNA splicing, via spliceosome
Cellular component (GO): U4/U6 x U5 tri-snRNP complex; U6 snRNP; P-body
Molecular function (GO): RNA binding
Source: RefSeq, a predicted model, not a curated record